GUUAUUAAGCACAAAAUGCAGCAGAUAUAGUUAAAAUGACCCUUCGGUGUUGAAAUAAAUUGAAAAUCUGAAAAUGGCUUCUAAGGAAAAGGUUGCAAUUAUUGGAAGUGGUCUGAUUGGACAAAGCUGGGCAAUGAUUUUUGUCUCUGCUGGCUAUCGUGUUCAAAUGUAUGAUAAUCAACCGGAGAAAGUCAUUACUGCCAUCAAAUCAAUCGUUGAUCAACUUAAUAAUUUGGAAUCAAAGAAACUUCUUCGUGGUAAUUUGUCAGGCUCAGAACAAGCUGCAUUGAUCAGUGGAGCAACAACAAUGUCUGAGGUCUUGCAAGAUGUUUUUUGGGUUCAAGAAUGUGUUUUUGAAGAUGUUGCUCUGAAACAGAAAGUGUUCAAACAUAUCGAUAGCAUGCUCAAAUGUGACCCCAUCCUGUGCAGCUCAACCAGUUUCAUACCUCCAUCUCAAUUUAUGGGACACAUUAGACAUCGAUCAUCUGCUCUCGUUAAUCACCCUGUCAAUCCACCUUAUUUCGCUCCAUUGACUGAAUUGGUUCCCUCACCAUGGACUAAACCAGAAAUAGUCACUAGAGCCAAGGCUAUUUUAACUGAAGUUGGUCAAAAGCCGAUUGUCGUUAAGAAAGAGGUUCCUGGCUUCAUUAUUAAUCGUAUUCAAGAUGCCAUUUUUGCUGAGGCUUAUCGAUUAAUUGAAGAUGAUGUGGUUAGUGUCGAAGAUUUAGAUGCUGUUAUGUCUGAAGGACUCGGAAUGAGAUAUGCUUUCACAGGUCCAUGGGAAACUGCUCAUUUGAAUGCCAAUGGAAUGACUGAGUAUUUUGAAAAAUAUGCUCAAGGAAUUUUUGAUGUUCAAUCUACAUUCAAGCCAGUCAAGAAGAUGGAAGGACCAACAGCUGAAAAAAUCAUCGAGGCGAUGAAUAAGAAAGUGCCUAUGGAAACCUUGAAUGAAAAACGAAAAUGGCGUGAUGAAAUGAUGAUUAAAUUGUCUCAGAUAAAAAAGUCCUCUCAAUAAUCGGUUGAUACUGAAAUCGGCACUGGAAAUAAACAAAAAAUUUCGAUUUUUAGAUUUAGCUUCACUAUUACAAUACAAUAUUGUAAGUAAUAAUUUUAUAUUCCUUAUGACGUAACUUAAAAAUAGAACUAGUAAAUGGAAUGUGAAUAGUCUAGACAAAACUAACUGAAUAAACUUCAAAGAUAUUCAUACACAGCGAGCAAUGGAUUGGCCAAGGAUCUAGUGUGAUGGAUUUUUUGUUAUUAUAUUAUUAUAAUAUUAUGAAUAUUAUGGAGGAUCCUCUGUGUAACAUUUUUAUGCUCAAUUUUGAAGACGAAAAAAACUAAGCUUUAUCUGAA
Messenger RNA from Tetranychus urticae (two-spotted spider mite), 1353 nucleotides. RefSeq names its product lambda-crystallin-like. NCBI's taxonomy places the organism in Eukaryota, Metazoa, Arthropoda, Arachnida, Trombidiformes, Tetranychidae. Gene Ontology annotation, biological process: fatty acid metabolic process. The record is from RefSeq and is a predicted model, not a curated record. Gene Ontology annotation, molecular function: NAD+ binding; L-gulonate 3-dehydrogenase activity.